AAUUCACAAAGUUCCUUUAAGGCUGUCGUCAUUCUCUUAGGGUUUUGCGUCUGUGAAGAUGCCAGAAAUUGCCGAAAAUUAUGGUGGGAGAGUUGAAGAGAUAGUUUGUGAAGACCGAAUUAGUGUUUCACCCGAAGAUUUGCUUGUGACAAUUCUGUUAUAUGUCCCGACUAAAGAAGCAGUUGCCACAAUGAUUUUGUCUAAAAGAUGGCUUUCUAUAUGGACCAUGUUGCCUAGACUUGACUACAGAGAUAACAAUGAUGAUGAGAUCAAGAAGAGCGUUUGUUGGUUUCUUGAAAAGUCAUUGCAACUCCACAAAGCACCUGUCUUACCAAUGUUGAUAAUAGAACUUGGUCCACAAUGUCCUAGUGAUGCUGAUGUUGAAAAGUGUGUUGCAAAGGCUGUUGAUCGCCGCGUGAUUUUCCUAAGACUCGGGCUUCUCUGGUCCGCGGAUCCAAUCAGCUUGCCCAAGACCCUUUACUCUUGCGAAUCUCUCAAGAUACUGAGUCUCUCCGACAAGAUUCUCGUGGAUGUUCCCUCUACCGCUUGUCUCCCAUCACUUAGAUUGCUCGAACUAAACAGUGUGGUUUAUAAAAAUGAGAAUUCUCUCGUUAGGUUCUUAUCAAGCUGCCCUCUUCUCAAGUCUCUGUUAGUGAAACGAAACAAAGAUGACAAUGUGAAAAAGUUCAUUGUGAAAGUUCCUUCUUUAUUGGAAUUAAUGUAUACUAAUCUUUCUUCACACAAUGAUGUAGAAGAUACCGGUAGGUGCGUGGUGAUUGAUACUCCGGCAUUAACAGAAUUUGACUUUACUGAUCAUUCAGGAGACUCUUGCUCGAUCGAUAAUACACUUUGUUUAGAGCAAGUUCAUAUCGAUGUUUAUCUGCCUUCCCCUGAUCUUGACAAGUUCUUAAGAUCUUUUUCAGCAGUCUUGUUUCUUGAGUUGGGUUUGAAUGACGAAAUGAUUCUGUGUUGCAGAACCAUCAAAUUCUCUCGACUGACAAUGUGUAAGAUACUUCCGUGGGACUCAGACUGGAUGGACUCACUUGUGCCUUUCCUUAAAAAUAUUCCGAAACUAAAGUGUCUUAUAGUUGAUUAUGGAUCAACCGAUGAACCGCCUAAUGCGUCUGCUUUCUGGAGCGAAUCGGAUAAUAAAGAUCCCGAAUGCUUGUCAUCAAGUCUGGAGAAGUUUGAGUUGAUAGACUAUACAGGAAGAAAAGAAGAGAAAGAAUUGGUGGCAUACAUUCUAACUACCUCUAGAUGUUUAAAGACGGCAACAAUCUCCUUGAGACCAUUGUCAGACUUAAAACUUGAAGAAAAAGCCAAAAUGAUAGAGGAGUUGAAAGCUAUUCCUAGGGUUUCAAAAACAUCUCAGCUUUUGUUCAAAACCUAGACAAAAUUAUGUAAACA
Messenger RNA from Arabidopsis lyrata subsp. lyrata, 1407 nucleotides. RefSeq names its product putative FBD-associated F-box protein At1g05080. The coding region runs from base 59 to 1390 and encodes 443 amino acids. The transcript has 3 exons. NCBI's taxonomy places the organism in Eukaryota, Viridiplantae, Streptophyta, Magnoliopsida, Brassicales, Brassicaceae. Gene Ontology annotation, molecular function: protein binding. The record is from RefSeq and is a predicted model, not a curated record.